This is a messenger RNA of Colletes gigas, 1317 nucleotides long. RefSeq names its product sodium channel protein Nach-like. Gene Ontology annotation, molecular function: ligand-gated sodium channel activity. NCBI's taxonomy places the organism in Eukaryota, Metazoa, Arthropoda, Insecta, Hymenoptera, Colletidae. Gene Ontology annotation, cellular component: membrane. Gene Ontology annotation, biological process: sodium ion transmembrane transport. The transcript is spliced from 5 exons. The record is from RefSeq and is a predicted model, not a curated record. The coding region runs from base 1 to 1317 and encodes 438 amino acids.
AUGAAGUACAAUUACAAGCCAUCGUUGAAAGAGUUGCAAUUCAGUUUGAAGUAUCGUUCGAAAGAAUAUUUAUUGGAAAACAUCUUGCAUGGUGUUCCAUACUUCGUGGAUCCUAAGCGUCCUAAAUGGGAAAGAAUGAUAUGGUUCUCUUUGACGCUUGCCUCGGUUGUAGCAACUGCUGUGAUAAUCGUUAUCAUUUGGAAUAAGUUUCAAACAGAACCAACCAUAACUGGAUUAGAUAUAAUGACAGAACAUGUUAACGUCGAAUUCCCACAAAUCUUCCUUUGCUUCGAAUGGACACAAUUGAAUCACUCGUAUCUACACGAGGACGAAUUGUAUGCAUACGAACAGCUGUACAAUUGGUACAAGAGAAAGAAUAUUGAUUCGGAAGCGUUCUCGUCCUCUACAAAAGAGAACAAUUUUCAUAGUACGUUCGAGAAGAUGGCGCCCAACUGCGAUGACGUGAUCAUCAACUGUGCAUACAGGGGAAACAAAAAGCAGUGCAGUGAAAUAUUCACGAAAGUUCUGAAUUCCGCGGGCGCGUGUUGCAAAUUGAACCAUUUGGAACAUUUCAAGGCCACAGAUGUCGCCUUGAAUCUUCAAUUCGAAACUCGAGGCUCGAGUUAUCCAUGGAGACUUUACUUGAAGCAACACGUCGACUCGAGCCCGAAACCAGACGAACGGCCGAUAGUAACAGCCUACUUUCCCAUAGAGAUUGAAUUCAUAGCCGACAUAACCUAUGCUACCCCUGACAUUCGUUACUUAACGCUUCAUCAACGAGAAUGCUACUAUAAACACGAAGGCGUGAGUGUUAACGAUUGCGAGAUCGACUGUUUCAUGGAGAAAUUAUUCGCUCGUUGCAAGUGUCUACCGUGGUUUUCAUCGUUCACCGACAAAACAAAAUGUCCCCUUUCGAUGUACCCCUGUCUGUACAAUAGUAGCAUUGACAUGAACGAAUGUGAUUGCUGGCUUCCUUGCGACCAUACGUCGUACAGUGUGAGAGGGAUACUAAAAUCUGACAGUAACGUUAAUCGAAUUAUCUUAAAGAAUUGGCCGACAGCUCUUUAUAAGAGAGAAAUGAGAUUCGGGUAUAUGGAUUUGCUUGUAUCGUAUGGCGGUGUUGCCAGUCUUUUUUUGGGUUAUUCCUUGCUGACGACCGUGGAACUAGGCUACUAUUUUAGUCUCAGAACUUAUUGCGGUGCAGUAAUUCAAUCUUCUAGGAAAGAGUACAAUAUAAAAACUAUCCGUAUCGUAGGGAAGCUUCCGAGCAAAGUGGACGUGAAUGUUUAUCCGGGAUACUUUCGAUAUCUCGAUUAA